This is a messenger RNA of Artibeus jamaicensis (Jamaican fruit-eating bat), 1241 nucleotides long. RefSeq names its product paired box 9 (gene PAX9). Gene Ontology annotation, biological process: anatomical structure development; regulation of transcription by RNA polymerase II. The transcript has 4 exons. The record is from RefSeq and is a predicted model, not a curated record. NCBI's taxonomy places the organism in Eukaryota, Metazoa, Chordata, Mammalia, Chiroptera, Phyllostomidae. Gene Ontology annotation, molecular function: RNA polymerase II cis-regulatory region sequence-specific DNA binding; DNA-binding transcription factor activity, RNA polymerase II-specific. The coding region runs from base 55 to 1080 and encodes 341 amino acids.
AGUUUCUUUCUGGGAGCUCGGAACUGGGGCCCGGUUGGUGUGCUGCUCGGAGCAAUGGAGCCAGCCUUUGGGGAGGUGAACCAGCUGGGAGGAGUAUUCGUGAACGGGAGGCCGCUGCCCAACGCCAUCCGGCUUCGCAUCGUGGAACUGGCCCAACUGGGCAUCAGACCGUGUGACAUCAGCCGCCAGCUACGGGUCUCUCAUGGCUGCGUCAGCAAGAUCCUGGCGCGGUACAACGAGACAGGCUCGAUCUUGCCUGGAGCCAUCGGGGGCAGCAAGCCUCGGGUCACUACCCCCACUGUGGUGAAGCACAUCCGGACCUACAAGCAGAGGGACCCCGGCAUCUUCGCCUGGGAGAUCCGGGACCGCCUACUGGCCGACGGCGUGUGUGACAAGUACAACGUGCCCUCUGUGAGCUCCAUCAGCCGCAUCCUGCGUAACAAGAUCGGCAACUUGGCCCAACAGGGCCAUUACGACUCAUACAAACAGCACCAGCCUGCACCGCAGCCGGCGCUGCCCUAUAACCACAUCUACUCCUACCCCAGCCCCAUCACGGCCGCCGCCGCUAAGGUGCCCACGCCGCCCGGGGUGCCCGCCAUCCCCGGCUCCGUGGCCAUGCCUCGCACCUGGCCGUCCUCGCACUCUGUCACCGACAUCCUGGGCAUUCGCUCCAUCACCGACCAAGUGAGCGACAGCUCCCCCUACCACAGCCCCAAGGUGGAGGAGUGGAGCAGCCUGGGACGCAACAGCUUCCCCGCCGCCGCCCCGCACGCCGUGAACGGGCUGGAGAAGGGAGCCUUGGAGCAGGAAGCCAAGUACGGCCAGGCACCAAAUGGCCUCCCGGCUGUGAGCAGUUUCGUGUCAGCAUCCACCAUGGCUCCUUACCCGACCCCGGCCCAAGUGUCACCUUACAUGACCUACAGCGCUGCUCCUUCUGGUUAUGUUGCUGGACAUGGAUGGCAACAUGCCAGUGGCACCCCACUUUCCCCCCACAACUGUGACAUUCCCGCGUCGCUGGCAUUCAAGGGAAUGCAGGCAGCCAGAGAAGGUAGUCACUCUGUCACAGCUUCCGCACUCUGAUGGGAGAUUCCGUCCGCCACAGCCUCACCCAGCGGCCCCCUCCGCACACCCUCCCCUUCCUGCCCUCCAACCCUUUUGCCUGGAGAGCUGGCUGUAUGGACUCACGUCCUUUGUGCUGAUGACACUUAAUUAUUUCUUGCCAUAACUUCUCUCUCACAGAA